Messenger RNA from Effrenium voratum, 2043 nucleotides. The record is from the annotation of a GenBank genome assembly. NCBI's taxonomy places the organism in Eukaryota, Dinophyceae, Suessiales, Symbiodiniaceae.
GGCUCAAGUGGGACUGGGCAGGAGAGAGGUGUGUCGGUGUGCCGAAGUUCGAGUGGCAUGCAAGGCAAUGCGGGCAAUGCUGGCAAUGCUGGCAAUGCCAAUGCCAACAUGCCGAUGGGCAUGCCCGGGAUGCCCAUGGGCAUGGGAAUGCCGAUGAUGGGCAUGCCCAUGAUGGGCAUGCCCAUGAUGAACCCGAUGAUGGCCAUGAUGAACCCGAUGGGCGGAAUGGGCAUGAACAUGGGCAUGAACCCCAGCAUGCAAGGGGGACCAGGCGGGCCGAUGCAAAGCGGCGUUGCCGCCCCGGUGCCCGGGCCACCCGGCCCGCCCGGAGUGCCCGGAGUGCCCGGACCACCUGGGCCCCCCGCACCUAGCAUGCCACCAGUCAACUUGCCCGCGCCGAAAGCUACCAUGCCACAAGAUCCCAAGCCGCGGGAGCGGAGUCGAAGCCGGGACGGAGGCGGAGCACCGGGGCCAGCUGCGGAGCCCAGGAAGGAGCCGACGCCCCCGCGGGAGAAGACGCCUCCCAGAUGUCAUCUUCACAACACAAAGAAGCCCAACGCCAAGUGCAAAUUCUGCCAGAAGUGGCUUGCGAGUCAAAGCCAGGCCCAUGCAGAAUCUGACAAGGCCGGCGAGAAAGAAGGCGGCGGUGACAAGAAGGAUGAAAAGUCCAAGCACAAAGAGUUUGAGAAGGAUCAGGAGGAGGAGGACUACUCUCGGCGGACUUUCAAGUGCAGCAGCUUGCUGAAGGACCAGAUCUUUGGGUCCAGCUACUUCAAGAGUUUGCUGGAGAUCAGCGACCUGGCGCCGCUCACGGAGGAGAUCGCCAAGUAUGCUGACACGCUGGACGUGUACAACUCCGGGAACAAUGUGCACCCCUCCUGCUUUAUUUGCCAGGUGUAUCGUCUCUUCACACUGCCCCAGUCGGAAGACUUGGACGAGCUGCUGGCGGUUCUAGACGGCAGCCCCUCCGCAAAGGUUCGCUGCGCAGGGUACCUCUACGUCCGCUUUGUGGUGCCCCCAGCCAAGCUCUUUGACAGAUUGGAGGAGAAUCUGUUCGACGAGCAGGAGCUGAAGUACCUGGAUGGUGACAAGCAGGUCACGACGACGGUCCGGGAGUACGUGGAAAGCCUGUUGAUCAAGGACAGGUACUACAACACUCCCUUGCCCAGAAUACCGGUCAAGGUUCGCCAGCAGUUGGAGAAGGAGCUUGCGCCGCUGUCACAGUUCCGAAAGCGCAUGGCUGCGGUGCAAAAGGCGCUGCCGAAGAAGGUGGCUGGAACCCCAGUGGAAAUCAUGGUGGACGGCAAUUGGCUACCGGGCCACAUCAAGGUCCUCAUAGGCCACCACAAGCGGAAGGUCGCCGUCGUCUUGGAGGAUGGCCACGUGGUGACUUCCCAUUUGGGGAAGGUUGUCCUUCGAGAUGAGAAGGAGCCGGAUGCCAAAGAGCCAGAGGAAAAGGAGGUGGACGACGCCGCGGCACAUGACGACAAAAAGAAGGAAAAGGAGGCUGACGACGAAGACAAGCAGGAAGAGAAGAAGAAGAGGAAGGAAAAGAAGGAAGAUCGAGAAAGUAGCAGAAGCAGAAGCAGAAGUCGCAGUAGAAGCAGACACCGUAGCCGCAGCCGCAGCCGCCGGCGACGGGGAAGCUCGCCAGACUGGGCGCGGUACAAGGGGUCGAUGGACCCCAACGAGAUCGAAAGAUUACGGGAGAAGGUGAGGGAGGAGGCGGUGGUGGGCGUAGGCAAGGUCUACUCCAAGAGACCCACCACCGUGGAGGGAGAGAUGUGGCGGGGCAGCGGGGCUGAAGUGAGAGUGUCCAUGUUGGGCCCCCAACAUCACGGAGGAGCAUCUAGAUCCUCCAGCACCAAGGGGCCCGAGACCGAGAUCAGAAGCACGCGAACGCGAGAGGAGGAGGAGGAGCACAAGCGCCGCAUGCGGGAGAUUUAUGAGAAGUACGGCUCGGUGUCGAAAGCGACUUCCGGGCAGACCGGAACUCGAAGCCUGGAGAUCGAUCAGCCGGACGUACUCCGCUUGGGCUGAUGC